AUGUCAUCAGUGUCACCAGGAGGUGGUACCAACAAUAAUAAUAGUAACCAAGCGACAGAUACCAUUUUGGAAGAUGAAGAUGAUGUUAUUGUAUUCGAGGAUGAUAAUGGCGAGGGCGAAUCAAAUGUAAAUAAGAAUGUCAAUAUUCCAAUUUAUGUGACAACUCCACCACCUCCAACGACAAUGGAGGGACUGGACCUGCAUCAAUCAGAGAACACGCCACUGGUUCAGCCACGACCGUCAAUAUCACCUUCAAAGUUCCUCUGGCGACAUGGCAGUGACAACCGUCUACCCGCCUUUGCCUCACCCCACCCGCCAUCCCUGGGCAAUACACCUCUGCCAACACAACGCAAGCCAACAAUGGUGCAGCUGCGUGCCAAGUACGACACGCCGCCACCGCGCCACAUUCACUUUCAACAGUUUCCAACAUCACACAAGCGUGCCGAUGUCAACUUUAUCCAAUCGAGAGCACAGCAGUACAGGACAAACACCACGCGAGACUAUGUCCUGCAGCAGACAUCACAAUAUCCCGACAUCGAAGAGUCGGACAUCACCGAGAGCGAGAGGAAGAGACGAACAUUCAUUGCCUAUGUACUUAUUGACGAUGCCAUCAACUAUCGUAAUCCAAACCAUCUGUUGACCCAACCACAGCUGUCGGUAUACAUGCUGUACUUCCAUCCAUUGGCUCGAGCAUUCCUGCUGUUCAUCUGUUUGAUGAUACUGUUCCUUGCUUACUUUGAGCAUCCAACGACGUUCACAUUCCGUCCUUACGUCACAAUGUCAUUUGAGUUGUUUGGCAUUGUUGUGCUGUCCGCAGAGCUCUUGGUCAAGCACUAUGUCUAUGGCGUGCAGGCCAGACGCAAUCCAUGGAACUGGCUCAAGACCCUGUUCCUAUUCAUCAACUAUGUGGACAUCAUAGUCAGCUUCAUCCUGUGGGAUGAAUGGAUAGCCAGUGUACGAGUAUCAAGAAUAUUCAGAAUCUACUACAUGAUUGACUAUGAUCGAUUGACACGUGACGUAGCCGAACAAGUCGGCUACACAUUCUACUGCAUGCUCCCUGUCGGCUUUGCAUUCUUCACAUACAUAUUCGCCUCUUCCAUCUUCUUCUCUAUCCUCCUAUCAAAUGGAACAACCAAUGUGAAAGGAUACUAUGACUCAACAUUGGAAUCAUUCAAGAGUACAAUGGUGAUGAUAACAACGGCCAACUUCCCCGAUAUUAUGUUGCCUGCCUAUGCUAUCAGCUCAUGGUAUGCGAUACCAUUCAUUGGAUUCCUUUGCUUUGGAUUGUACAUUGGUAUCAACUUUAUGAUUGCCUUGGUAUACAAGAGUUUCAGAGAGGCUGUACUAAGAGAGACCAAGAAUAACUUUCGUAAGCGUCGCACUGCUCUUUUGGCGGCGUUCAUUGUGUUGGACCACGACAAGACAGGCGUGAUCAGAUUGGAUCAGUGGGAGAGCAUCUACAAACACAUCAAGCCCAAGGCCAAAGAUGAUGAGGCCUCAGCAAUCUUUGAUCUCAUAGAUCUGGAUGCCAAUGGCUUCCUCAACGUGCACGAGUUCUUUGCAAUGUGUGAUGUGUUUUUCUUGGAGCGCAAGACCAUCAAGCAACUGGCGGCGAAGAAGAAGAAACAGGCCGGCCUCUCGAGCAGUAACAUCAGCAGCAGCAGUCCCGCCACACCUGUGGAGCAAGAGCACCAACAGAACUUCAUGGGCAAGAUGAAGAACAUCGUCUCCAAUCGUAAUCUCUUCAGCAAAUCAAAGGUUGUCAACGAUGAUGUACCCGAUGAUGAGGAGUUUAGCGUGUGUCGAAAUCCAUACUAUGCCGGUGACAAUGACUUUGAUGAGUUCUCUAGCGAGUACACAGACACUCAUCAAUCAGAUGUCACCUCAGAGUACAGUGUGGCCACCCACAACACUGGCAAUCAUCAUUCAUCGAUGGUCGCUGGAGAGCAACAGCAUGAAGCCAUCGACAUACCCCCGCUCACGGCAUCGGAAGUGUCGACAGAGCCAGCGGAUGACUCAAUGACCGAUGUCAAAAAGGUGAUGCCAAAGGACAAUGUGGUCGGUGGGAGAAAGAAGAGAUUGCGAUACAACCCAGCAGUAUUCAAGAGGAUCUCCAAGCACUGGAGCUAUGAACUGGUGUCAUUGGCUCUGACCUACGCCAACUUGGUCAUUAUCACAUUGGUGUUGACCAAGUACCGCGACAUAUACAAUCCAGUGUGGACACAAGUCGUUGAUGCCUUCCUCAUUCUAAUGUCGGCCGUUGAGAUUGCAUUCAAGGUGCUCUCAUACUCGACACUCCGCAAGUUCUGGACGAUGUUCAACCUGUUGAUUAUGAUGCUGUCAUUGGUGGGCAAGAUAAUCUUUGAAGGUGCUCUCGGUCAUGGUGGCUCCAUCACCAUGCUCAAGUGGGCCAUGGCCUUUAGAUUCAUCCGAACACUCAGACUACUUUCCAUUGUGCGUCGGAUGAGACACUUUAUUCAGUCACUGGCACAGAUCAUGUUCAUUCUGAUCAACUUUAUAUUCAUCAUCUUCCUGGUGUACUACUUCUACGCCGUGCUUGGCAUUUGGAUCUAUGGUGGCGUGUUCUAUCGAGACAAUCCCAAGCUGGCCGGCACAGAAUAUACUGCGGCCGACUACUUCAUCCUGGAGGGAUUCACAAGCUUUGGCUCAGCCAUGAUCACAAUGUUUGCCCUGAUGGUGGUCAACAACUGGUUCGUGCUUUUCUAUGCCGCUAUCAAAGCCACCAAUGCCUGGUCAAUUCUGUACUUUUGUUCAUUCUACUUCCUGACGGUGAUCUGUGUGCUCAACCUGGUCGUGGCCUUUAUGAUUGAGGCGGUCAACUUCACCUCCAACUUCUACUUUGAGAAGAAGCAGCUAAAACGACAAAAGAAGAGGAGCAGGAGACAGAAAAAGAAUGGCAAGAGUAAAAGUACUGGAAGUGGAGGUGGAGGUGGAAGUGGUGGAGGUGGCGAUGACGAUGACAAUCAUGGUGGCGAUGACAAGGACAAUGGAAAGAGUGACAAAUCAAGUGGUGAUGGUGGACAUCAUCCUAAUGAUGAUGGUGAUAGUGACGACAAGAUUGACAAACCAGGACAAAGCAAAGUUGAUUCAAAGGUCGACCUUCAGAAGAAGGAUACUGACGUACAACAACAACAAGUGAACAAAGUCAACAUGGAUGCUAUCGCUGACAGUCAAGAGAGCAAGGACGAUAGUAAAGAUGACAAGGAUGAUGAUGAUGAUGACAAGACAUUGGAUGCAAAGGAUAACAUCAAGAGUAUAAUCAACAAGAUCAUACCACUCACGCCAAAGGAUGAGAGACGUGCAAGCAUUGGUGGUGAGCGACUACAUGACUAUCUGACAGAGAAGAAGGAUGAGACUGGCGCCAAGGUGGAACAGGACAAGGAGUUGGCAUCCGCUGCGCCCUCUGCACUCAAGAAGAAGCUCCUGGAGGGUAUCAAGAUCGAGGGAGUCACUCAGCACUUCUUUGAGGAGAAGUUGUUUGAGAAGGAGUUAGCCGAGCUCAAUCAGGAGGAUGUUGGUCUCGACGAGUUCAUGGAGGACAUGAUCAUCGCAUCCACCAAGAAGGAAUCAGAACUCAAAGAGGAUAAGGAACGAGAGAAACGUGAGAAGGAGGAGAAGAAGGAGGAGAAGGAGCGAGAAAAGGAGGAGAAAAAGGAGGAAAAGGAGCGUGAAAAGGAGGAGAAGAAGGAACGAGAGAAGGAGAGAUAA
This is a messenger RNA of Acytostelium subglobosum LB1, 3729 nucleotides long. RefSeq lists its product as hypothetical. The coding region runs from base 1 to 3729 and encodes 1242 amino acids. Gene Ontology annotation, molecular function: monoatomic ion channel activity; calcium ion binding. Gene Ontology annotation, cellular component: membrane. Lineage: Eukaryota; Evosea; Eumycetozoa; Acytosteliales; Acytosteliaceae. Gene Ontology annotation, biological process: transmembrane transport; monoatomic ion transport. The transcript has 2 exons. The record is from RefSeq and is a predicted model, not a curated record.